Penaeus vannamei (Pacific white shrimp) is the source of this 2286-nucleotide messenger RNA. The record is from RefSeq and is a predicted model, not a curated record. Lineage: Eukaryota; Metazoa; Arthropoda; Malacostraca; Decapoda; Penaeidae.
AUGCCAGUUACUAGAGAAAAGCUCAUUGAAGAACAAUAUAAAGAUCCUGAGUUGCAAACAUUUUAUGAUAGGCUUACUGAUACAAGUAACAUAGACAAUUUCAGUACCUGCUAUUAUCUCCAGUCAGGUGUUCUUAUGCGUAAAUAUAAGCCCUAUAAUAUAUCUGCAGACGAUACCAGUAAGAUAGUACAUCAGAUUGUCAUUCCAAAGCCCCUUCGAACUGAUGUAUUGAAUAUUGCACAUGACAUUAGUGGUCAUUUGGGAGUCAACAAAUCUUACCAUAAGAUUUUAGCUCAUUUUUAUUGGCCGAAAAUGAAACGUGAUGUUGGUUACUAUUGCCAGUCAUGCCAUAUCUGCCAAGUAAAAGGCAAACCCGGAGAUGGUAUCAAACCAUAUCCCUUGCAACCUAUCCCUGUGUUAACAGAGCCUUUCAGCAAAAUAGUUAUUGACUGUGUAGGUCCUCUUCCAAAGACUAAACGGGGUAACAAGUUUCUGUUAACCAUAAUUGAUGUGGCCACCCGAUAUCCUGAAGCUAUUCCUCUUAGACGCAUCACUACUAAGAAUGUUGUGAAGGCAUUGAUAAUUUUUUUUACACAAGUUGGUCUGCCUACUGUAAUACAAUCAGAUCAAGGGUCAAAUUUUACGUCCAGACUGUAUGAACAGGUUAUGAAGUCCUUGGGUAUACAGCAGUGCAGGUCCACCGUAUAUCAUCCUCAGAGUCAAGGGGUAGUUGAAAGGUUUCACUAUACUUUAAAGACUAUGAUUAAAGCCUUUUGUUUAGAGACUGGUUCUGAGUGGGAUGAAGGAAUAGAUUUGCUGUUAUUUUCAGUAAGGGACAGUGUUCAAGAGAGCCUUGGUUAUUCUCCAUUUCAAUUAAUUUACGGCCAUGAAGUGCGUGGACCACUGAAGGUCUUAAAGGAGUGCUGGUUAAUUGAAGAGGAGGACAUUCCAGUAGCUGCUUAUCCUCUUCAGUCUCGCUAUACGGGUCCAUUUCGUAUUCUAAAACGAACGAGUGAUACAAAUUAUGUGAUUGAAACACCUAAGAGGCGUAAGAAAAACCGUCAUGUACAUGUAAACCUCCUGAAAAAGUACCAUGAACGGGGUGAUAUAAAGGAUGAGGUACGAAAUGUUUCAAUAGUUGUACCUUCAAACAUCACUAAACCUGAUGAUAAACUUAAACACCUUUCUGCUGCCCAAGCAGCAAACAUUCGUUCUCUUCUGCAGGAGUAUGAGGAACUAUUCAGUGAUGUACCUCGUCUCUGCCCACUGCUGGAACAUGAUGUGGAGACUAAGGAAGCUCAGCCAGUACGUCAAGCUCCCUAUCGCCUCAAUGCAGAGAAGAGGGCUUUCCUGCAGACGGAGGUUCAGCGCCUGAAGGAGCAGGGGUUCAUUAGUCCCAGCCUGAGUCCCUGGGCAUCACCUAUAGUCCUCGUUCCAAGAGUGGCGGCACUUACCAGGGCGAGGCCGAUUUCUGCGUUUGUCACGCCUGUCGGUCUCUACGAGUUCAAGGUUCUUCCCUUCGGUAUGAGGAACGCCCCGGCGACCUUUCAGCGUCUCAUGAACUACCUGACUGCGGACUUAGAAGGCGUUCGUUGUUACCUAGACGAUCUUGUAAUCUGGAGCGAGUCUUGGCAGGAACAUCUGGUACGUUUACGUGCACUCUUCUCCGCCUUGUCAGCCGCAAACCUCACGGUAAAUUUGCAGAAGAGUGAAUUCGGACAUGCUCAUGUCACCUUCUUGGGUCACGUGAUCGGUCAGGGUCAGGUCGCACCUGUAGCAGCGAAGGUGGAAGCGGUCCUCCAGUAUCCCACGCCCGUCGACAGGAGAGGCCUGAUGCGCUUCAUGGGAAUGGCUGGAUAUUAUAGACGUUUCUGCAAGAACUUUUCCCAGAUAUCCGCACCUUUAACAGACUUGCUGAGUACUAAACGGACAUUCAGGUGGUCAGAGGACUGUCAACAAGCCUUUGACAACUUGAAGCACCUCUUGUGUACCGCUCCCGUCUUGCGAGCUCCUGAUAUCGGCAAACCAUUUGUAAUUCAUGUUGACGCCAGUGAUAGUGGUGUGGGAGCGGUCCUCUUGCAGAACAAAAGUGAAGUGCUCCACCCGGUGUGUUAUUUUUCUUAUAAGUACAAGUCUUAUCAAAAGUCUUACGCCACCGUCGAAAAGGAGGCCUUGGGAAUAGUAUUAGCAAUCGAAAAGUUUAGAGUUUAUUUAACAAACUCUGUUCAUCCAGUCAAAAUUUUCACUGAUCAUAACCCGUUAACUUUUAGAAAAUGUAAAGUUUAA